AUGGCACUCAGCCGCGUCACUUCAAAGGGGUUGGGGCAUAUCCAGCUGGGGAACAAUGACAGAUCCGACACAGCGACCACCGGCAACGUCGGCAACGACGGACGGGUCAAAGUUCGCUUUCACGAAAACCCUCAGAAACUGGUGACUUGGUUUCAAACCUUUCAAGGCUCCUUUAGGCCGCAUUCUGGAGACUACAGUGAUGGGAUCGACGAAGCGAGGCUACGUAGACGCAGCAGUGUUGUUUUGGAAAACUUGAAGCAGCACCCGCCAACAGCGAGUCCGCGCCUGAACAUCGCCAUACACAUCGUCGGAUCUCGCGGGGAUAUCCAGCCGUUCAUCCCAAUUGCUCAACUUCUCAUGAAAGCGCCCUACGGCCACAGAGUCCGCAUCUGCACGCACCCUGUGUUCAAAGAAUUCGUCGAGUCCAAUGGCGUCGAGUUCUUCAGUAUCGGCGGCGACCCUGAGGCGCUCAUGGCGUACAUGGUCAAGAACCCUGGCUUACUUCCCAGCCGUGAGAGCGUCAAGGCUGGAGACAUUGGCCAACGCAGGAAAGAGAUGGCUGAGAUUAUCAACGGCGCAUGGAGGAGUUGCAUCGAAGCGGGUGACGGAACAGGAGAGCGUACGACGGCCGCCACUGUGAAGAAAGCAGAGGAUCUUUUUCUCGCAGACGCGAUUAUCGCCAACCCGCCUUCGAUGGCACAUAUCCACUGCGCUGAAAAGCUUGGCAUACCGUUGCAUAUGGUCUUCACGAUGCCAUGGUGCCCCACGCAGGCUUUUCAUCAUCCUUUGGCGUCCAUGAGUUAUGGAGAAGCGGACACAAGCGUUGCGAACUACCUCUCAUUCAUUAUGAUGGAGCUCUUGACUUGGCAAGGGCUUGGUGACUUGAUCAACAAGUUCCGCACACAAACCCUGGGUCUUGACCCCAUCAGCCCCAUGUGGGGAUGCCAGCUUCUCCCCAGACUACGCGUCCCAUAUUCAUUCCUUUGGUCCGAGUCGCUCAUCCCAAAGCCUACGGACUGGGACUCUCAUAUUAAUAUCACAGGCUUUUCCUUCCUCCCUCUGGCUGAUAAGUAUACACCACCCCCAGACCUGACAGCAUUCUUGGAAAGUGGGCCGCCGCCAAUUUACAUCGGCUUCGGUUCCAUCGUCGUCGACGACCCGAAAGCCCUUACACAACUCAUCUUCAAUGCCGUCAAGAUUGCAGGCGUCCGCGCCAUCGUGUCGAAAGGCUGGGGCGGCGUCGGUAGUGGUGACGACGUCCCCGAUGACGUCUAUCUCAUCGGCAACUGCCCGCACGACUGGCUUUUCAAGCGCGUCUCGGCUGUCGUUCACCACGGCGGUGCUGGCACUUCCGCAGCUGGUAUCGCGGCGGGACGGCCCACAGUUGUCGUUCCUUUCUUCGGCGAUCAGCCGUUUUGGGGACAGAUGAUUGCUCGAGCAGGUGCUGGCCCAGCACCUGUGCCAUUCAAAAAGAUGACGGCGGAUACCCUGGCAUCGAGCAUCACCUUCGCCCUGAAACCCGACGUUCAGGUGGCUGUUCAACAAAUGGCUCAACGAAUCGCGGAAGAGGACGGUGCGGGCGACACAGCUAAAGAUAUCCAGGAGAGGCUUACGCUUGAUGCGAUGAGGUGCGAUAUAUGUCCUGAAAAACUGGCAAACUGGAGGCAUAGAAAGACAGGCGCCCAUCUGAGCAACUUUGCAGUGGGCUGUCUGGUUGACAAGGGCUAUAUGAGGCCUCACGACUUCAAGAUUCUCAGGCACAAGCACUGGUAUGUGGACGAAGGCGCCGAGCACCCCAUUAUCGGCCUGGUCGCAGCGGUCGCAGGGUUCUUUACUUCCAUCGGGAUAGCGACCUCAGACUACUCCGAGCGGCUGCGCAAUCCUCAAUCACCGGUUCGGAUGCAAGAAACAGAUCUGGACCUUGAGGCCCAACCUGAACGAGAAAAACCCGCUGAAGAGGAGAGCAAUACUACAUGCGAAGCAUCAGUGGAUCCCAGCCAUAACGGAGAAGCGAACACAGAGGAUGGACAUCUGAAGCGGGUGGCUAAGGCGAACACUAUGACGCGGAAGCAGAUGAAUGACAUUGCCAUGAAGAUGGCCACCAAGUCGCUCCGGUGUGCUGACCCCACCGUUGAACUCGCGAUGGACGACUUGAUGAAGCGAGGGAAGCGAAAGAAAUCUGUUGUGUCCAUUGGCAAGCGCCAACGGAGCCGGCCAAUGGAGGUUGCUCGCGCGACUGGCCGAUAUGGCAUCGAUGUGGCCAAGGCGGGACUCAAAGCACCGGUGGCUGUUUUCUACAACAUCGCCAAUGGUUGUCACAACUUCCCUUCGUAUGCCUAUGCGGGUCAUGAUGUGAGGCGGCGAGACGAAAUCACAGGGCUAGGGAGCGGUAUCCGAACGGCAGGCAAGGAGUUCGCCUUGGGGGGCUGGGAUGCGUUCAGCGGAAUCGUUGUGAAGCCCUACAAAGGCGCGAAAAAAGAGGGUAUCAAGGGCUUCGGCAAGGGAAUAUGGCAGGGUGGCCGUGGGUUUACAUAUAACCUUUUUGCCGGUAAGUUCCCGCUUGUCGACACUCGCCUCAACAUUACUGACAGUUACACGUAG
Molecule: messenger RNA, 2601 nt
Organism: Colletotrichum spaethianum
Lineage: Eukaryota; Fungi; Ascomycota; Sordariomycetes; Glomerellales; Glomerellaceae
Product: sterol 3-beta-glucosyltransferase UGT80B1
Exons: 2
Coding region: 1-2601 (866 amino acids)
Biological process (GO): carbohydrate metabolic process
Molecular function (GO): UDP-glycosyltransferase activity; hexosyltransferase activity
Source: RefSeq, a predicted model, not a curated record